AUGUCGCGUAUGAUCAAGAUAGUAAUGAUGAUGGCUUUGGUACUAAUGGGUGUGAGGGCAAAAACUGUAACUGCUUCUGAUAAAGGGGUCAAUGAUGUAGACCAACGUAUCAUAUGUUUCAGAAACUGCGAUGUUGGUUGUGGCACUGACAAUGCCUGCCAUGCACGUUGUAAGAAGGAUUGUGGUUACCCACCUUUGAAAAGGGUCAAUGAUGUAGACCAACGUAUCAUAUGUUUCAGAAACUGUGAUGUUGGCUGUGGAACUGACGAUGCUUGCCAUGCACGUUGUAAGAAGGAUUGUGGUUACCCACCAUUGACAAGGGUCAAUGAUGUAGACCAACGUAUCAUAUGUUUCAGAAACUGUGAUGUUGGUUGUGGAACAGACAAUGCUUGUCAUCAACGUUGUAAGAAGGAUUGCGGUUACCCACCAUUGAUGGAUCUUCUCCAUCUAUGAUUUUGUUGAGACUUAGGAGUCAUGGGCUUGUGAAACUUAUAUUAUGUAUUUCUCUUUGUGAUUUAGUUGUUUGGUUUGUUGACUUUUUACAUGUUGGUGUUGAAAUUGGUGUGGAAGGAUUCUAUAUAAACAUACUAAAGUCUAAUGAAGAGAUUAUUUUAUGAAAUAAA
This is a messenger RNA of Capsella rubella, 623 nucleotides long. RefSeq lists its product as uncharacterized. NCBI's taxonomy places the organism in Eukaryota, Viridiplantae, Streptophyta, Magnoliopsida, Brassicales, Brassicaceae. The transcript has 2 exons. The record is from RefSeq and is a predicted model, not a curated record. Bases 1 to 453 code for a protein of 150 amino acids.